AUGCAGGUGAGUUUGUCUUGCUUGAGCAAAGAUGCUGGGGGAUACAUUGAUGAGUUAAAGGGGUUUCAGCAUUUGAGUGGAAAUCUUCAUAUUUCAGGGCUUCAAAAUAUCAAACAUGCUGAGGAUGCUUUGGAGGCCAAACUGAGGGACAAGAAGCUCAGUGAAAUACAUUUGAAAUGGGAAGGUGACACUGCUGAUUCUCAAAACGAUAGCCGAGUGCUGGGCAACCUGCAGCCCAAUACAAACCUAAAGGUACUGGCUAUAAAGGGAUACGGAGGUAUAAAGUUUCCAGGUUGGUUAGGAGAUGAGUCUUUCUCUAAUCUCAUCACUCUCCGACUUGAGAAUUGUGGAUAUUGUUUCUCCCUGCCAGCAUUGGGGCGGCUAACGUCCCUCAAAAGGCUUGAAAUUGAUGGGUUGAAUGGAGUGGAAUUAGUGGGGUCUGAGUUUUAUGGGCCUGCAUUUAAAUCUCUGGAGUUUCUGAGUUUCCGCAGUAUGCGGGAAUGGCAAGAGUGGUGUUUCCCUGGAGGUGAAGAAGAAGAAGGCGGACAUUUUCCUAAUCUUUGCGAGCUUAGUCUGGAGAACUGUCCCAAACUAACGGGGAAAUUACCGUUAUACUACUUCCCAAGACUUGAGCGGCUAAUUUUGCAGAAAGUUAAUAUCGAAUCCCUUGCUUGUUCGCAAGAAUGCAAUAAAUUCAAUAUUGAACUCCCAUCCCUCCGUGACUUGGGAAUAUCAGAUUGCCCGAAUCUGGUAUGUUUUGUGGGUGGUGGAGUGCUGCUUGCGCCCAACUUGAAGAGGAUAUCUAUGUGCCGUUUUAAAAACUUGUGGUCAGUGCCAGAGGAGAUGCACGCCUCUCUCCCGUCUCUUCAGUCUCUGUCCAUGGAAGAGUGUGAAGAAUUUAAAUCAUUUCCUGAAGAAUCUAAAUUCCCAUCCCUCUAUUAUUUGAAGAUAAAGGAGUGCCCAGAAUUUGUGGGUUUCCCCCAUGGAGGACUGCAAGCGCCCAACUUGAAGAUGAUGAAAAUCUAUGAAUGUAACAAAUUCGGGUCAGUGCCAGAGGAGAUGCACGCCUCUCUCCCGUCUCUUCAGUCUCUGUUCAUAGAAGGGUGUAAAGAAUUUAAAUCAUUUCUGGAAGAAUCUAAAUUCCCAUCGCUUGAUGAUUUGAGGAUAUACAAAUGCCCAGAAUUUGUGGGUUUCCUCUAUGGAGGAGGACUGCAAGCGCCCAACUUGAAGAGGAUGGAAAUCAAAGAAUGCAAUGAAUUCAGGUCACUGCCAGAGGAGAUGCACGCCUCUCUCCCGUCUCUUCAGUCUCUGUCCAUACUAGGGAGUAAAGAAUUUAAAUCAUUUCCGGAAGAAUCUAAAUUCCCAUCCCUCAAUAAUUUGUAUAUAAUGAAUUGCCCAGAAUUCAGGUCACUACCAGAGGAGAUGCACGCCUCUCUCCCAUCUCUUCAGUCUCUGUCCAUAGAAGGGUGUAAAGAAUUUAAAUUCCCAUCCCUUAAUCAUUUGUGUAUAAUGAAUUGCCCAGAAUUCAGGUCACUGCCAGAGGAGAUGCACGCCUGUCUGUCUCCCUUCUCUUCAGUCUCUGUACAUACAAGGGAGUAAAGAAUUUAAAUCAUUUCCGGAAGAAUCUAAAUUCCCAUCUCUCUCGUAUUUGAAUAUAUGGUAUUGUCCAGAAUUGGAAUCAUUUCCGGAAGGGGGAUUGCCGUCCAAAUUGCUUUCACUCAGAAUCGGGAGUUGUAAAAAACUGAUGGCAAACCGUAUGCGGUGGGGUCUACAAACACUCACCUCUCUCGAAAGAUUGGAUGUCAGCUUCUCAGAAUGUGAAGAAGAAGAAAUUGGCGAAUCAUUUCCAGAAGAGGGGCAGCUGCCAACCACUCUCACUUCUCUCGGAAUCUUCCAGCAUCCGAAUCUGAAAACAAUUGACGGCAAGGCGUUAAGACACCUCAUCUCUCUCAAGGAGUUGAACAUUUUUUUUUGUCCUCGACUCCAGAGCUUGCCAGAUGAAGGGCUACCCACUUCUCUUUCUGGUCUAGAAAUCCGCGAGUGUGAUUUGCUAACACAACGGUGCCGGAGAGACACGGGAGAAGAUUGGGCCAAGAUUUCUCACAUCCCCAAGGUAGUGAUUGAUAACCGAAAGAUAUGAUUUGCAAUGGUACUCUUGUCCCAUAUAAACUUGAAAGUAUUUGCGAUAGAAAGAUACGGAGCUACAAAAAUUCCAAAUCGGUUAGGAGAUGACUUGUUCGUUCUCUCAUCUUGUUACUCUUCGACUUGUGGAUUGUGAACAUUGUUUUUCAAUGCCAGCAUUGGCACAGCUACCAUCUCUCAGAAGGCUUGACACUGAUGGGUUAAAUGGAGUGGAAUUGUUCCUCUUUUCUUAUUGUGUCUUACGGUGGUUCUAUUAUACGACAGUUUGUUGUAUCGAACUAGUCUUCGGUGAAAAAGGAGCUUCAACAAGUCUAUGAGCUCUAGUUUUCGAAUUUCCUUUUUCAAGUUUGUUUCCAAAUUAUGUCUAUUGAGAGGUAGAUUUUGGUACUUUGUAGAAUUCGAAUUCAAAUGUUUGGUUUGUAAAAUAUGGAUGAUGAUUUCAUUUCUGUGGAACUGUGAAUCUAUGAUCAUGCUUGAAUGUUGUCAGACCAUUAUCUAUUCUAAAAUUGAGGAGGGAUUUGACUGUAGCUUAGCUACAGUCAAAUGAUUGACCCUCGAUUUUGCUUUA
Molecule: messenger RNA, 2710 nt
Organism: Malus domestica (apple)
Lineage: Eukaryota; Viridiplantae; Streptophyta; Magnoliopsida; Rosales; Rosaceae
Source: RefSeq, a predicted model, not a curated record